Molecule: messenger RNA, 1899 nt
Organism: Triticum aestivum (bread wheat)
Lineage: Eukaryota; Viridiplantae; Streptophyta; Magnoliopsida; Poales; Poaceae
Product: probable LRR receptor-like serine/threonine-protein kinase At1g05700
Exons: 8
Coding region: 281-1609 (442 amino acids)
Source: RefSeq, a predicted model, not a curated record
AAGACGAACUAGCAGUUGUUCAGAAAAAAGGGGGACGAAGUUGUUCGCUCCGCGAUUCCCCACCGCCCAUUACGCCGGUGAAGGAUGCCCAACGGUGCGUCGCCCCCUUCCGCGCCGGCGGAGACGCUUGUUCGGUGACCGUACCUCGAUAGUUGCCAUCAGCCCAUCACUCUACUCAUUAUUAAUCUGCUGCCAUGACGACGCUGCUGCCGCAAACCGCCCGGGCCUCCCGGUCUCCGGUGAGCUCGCAGAUACUCGCCUCCGCCGCGCGCGAGGAGGCAUGCUUCCUCGCCACGGUUUCAUAAGCAUCGACUGUGGAUAUACUGCAAACCAGACCUACACAGAUAGCAGGACAGGCAUAUCAUAUGCAAGCGAUGAGGGUUACAUUGAUGCAGGACUGAUCCACCCUGUUGAUAAAAGUAAUCUGCAGACUGACCUUGCAGACCGAUACCUUAACCUUUGCUUCUUUCCCAGUGGAGAGCGUAACUGCUACACGCUGCGGUUCUUUACACUGGGUGGCAAGUACCUUGUCAGGGCUGCAUUUGGCUAUGGUGACUAUGAUAAACUAAACAAAAAUCCUACCUUUGAUCUCUAUUUUGGGGUCAAUUACUGGACAACAGUGACCAUUGUCAGUUCCAGUACAGCAUAUGUGUUUGAGAUAAUUGCCGUGUGCCCUGCCGACUUCCUACAAAUUUGCUUGGUGAAUAAAGGAUCGGGAACUCCUUUCAUCUCAGGGCUUGACUUGAGGUCACUGACAUCAGAUCUUUAUCUGGAGGCCAAUGUGACACAGUCUCUGGUUUUGCUCAGCUUUUUCCGUGAUACAGUUGGUUUUGGGCCCAACCGCUAUCACUUUGGGACAAACUAUCAACACAUUAGGUUCCCAGAUGACCCCUACGACCGUAUGUGGCAGAGGUAUGAAAACGUAGACGGCUGGACAGACGUACCCAACAAAUCCAAUGGGGAAAUAAAAAACUCCACAAACGACAACUAUGAUGCACCAUCUGCAGUGAUGCGUAGUGCAUCCACUCCAGUGAAUGACUCAAGGAUGGACUUAUCGUGGAGUUCAGAUUCUUCCAUGAAUGUUGGUGUUGACCCCAAGUUCUUUCUUGUACUCUACUUUGCCGAGUUGGAAGCAGUCCAAGAGUUAAGGCAAUUUGAUGUCUCUGUGGAUAACAACCCAUUAGCUUCUGCAUUCAGCCCAAAAUUCUUGCUGCCUACUGUUCUCUCAGGGAUUGUGCAAGGCUCAAACGAGCAUAGCGUCUCCCUUGUGGCAACAUCAAACUUGGCGCUUCAGCCUUUGAUCAACGCGAUGGAGAUAUACAUGGUGCGGCCAGUGAAUGAAUCUAACUCUUUAGAUGCCAACGCUAUGAUGACCAUCCAGGAGAAGUUCUCUGUGAAAAAAAAUUGGGUGGGUGAUCCAUGUGCCCCUAUAUCUUUUGCAUGGAAUGGCUUGAACUGUAGUUAUACUACCAACAGUCCUCCAAGAAUAACAGCCUUAAACAUGUCAUCCAGUGGAUUGGUUGGUGAAAUUGAUGCUUCUUUUGGUCAGCUAACACUGCUCCAACACUUGUAUGUUCAAAAAAUUGCCAUAUCAGACUUCCCCAGAUAAGAAAGAGCGCAUGUGUUUGUAGCUAGUCCGUGAAUUACGAGUGCUUGCAGAGUAGAACAUGGAUCUAUCUCACAACAGUCUGUCUGGAUCAAUACCUGUUUUUCUUGGUCAAGUGCCAGCACUUCAAUUUCUGGACUUGUCGAGCAACAACCUCAGUGGAUCAAUUCCUUGGAGUCUGCUAGAAAAAACUCAGCGUGGGCUUUUGACUUUAAGGGUCGACAAUAACCCAGGCCUUUGUGGAAAUAAUACAUGCAAUCCGAUUCAGAAAAAGAGGAGGAACAAGACAAAAC